AUGGCCGAAUCUUGUCUGGAUGGAGAUACGACUAACCCUAAACCCUAUAACUACCUUAAACCCUCAAGAGUCAAAAUUUGCCCCUCUUCGCACACCCUGAAGAACCCAGGUGAGAAACUGAGACAGCUUCUGCUGGAGCACGGCUCGUUUGAUAAGAUCGAGGGCCACUUAGAGCGGUGGCACGAGGAGAAGAAGAAAAGCAAGGAGAUGGGUGGGAACGUCACAAAGGAGUGGCUCAUGAAAGAGCGGAAGAUGGCAGACGCGGCCUUCGAAUGGGCACGGGCCCGAGGCAGGAUCUUCAAGAAUGAGGAUCCAGAUGGGGCCCUCUUGCGUCCCGAGAACGAAGUGCUUGGGGUAAGUGUCACGCCGGGCAACACAAGCCAAGCAGAUGCGGAAGCUGCUGCUCACGCAGGUGAAGCUGGAGAGCUCCGCAACUUCUUCGGCUUCAGGGAAGAGUGGGAAGACUGCUUGAAAACCCUGAACGACAACUAUGAUGCGCUGAUCAGCAUCCAGGGCACAGCAGCAACGGCGACCGAAGCGAAGGAGAUCAAGAGGACCAUCAAAGCUGGUGCUGUCGCCCCGACUCCCAAAGUGAAACCAGCCAGCAAGAAGCGAGCAGCCCCGACCGCAACGGCGAAGGGCAAGCCCAAGAAAGCCAAGCGUGUCAUGACUUCGACUGUGCUGAUGCUCGCUGGUCCUGACGUCGACGAGGACGAUGACAGUUCUGAUGGAUUCGUUGAUGAACUCCUGAUGGGAUUGGCGUCUGGUCUUCGAGAUCCCCUGCUGGAAAGGCUUGCCAAGUGCUCGCGAGGAGAAGACGAAGCCAAUGUUUGCAGAAACUUGCAUCGCCUAUUGAAGCACCCCGACUUCACUCUACAAGUGUGUAUUGACUAUACUACUGUGGACAUUACACAUCCUCGCACAAGGCAGCACACUGAAGCACCCUGGCCCGUGAUCAAGCUUUCGAGCUGGCUUCGGUACAUUAUGGAGGAGCAAGGGGGUCAGCUUCUGUUGGGCGGGCACAGUGUCCAUCAACGUGAUCUUUGGGAGCCGUUGCUGGAAGAGUUUUGGAACUUGUAUAGGGGUGUGGAUCCCACCCACGACAUAUUCCAGUACUCCAACAAUAUCCUACGCCGGACCCUGCCUUACCUCGUUCAUGGUGAUGAGGGUCGAGGCCGGCAGAAAUCACCUCUGAUGGUGAUAUCGUUUCAGGGGCUUUUGUCGCAUAUGGGAAAGGAACGACUGAACCACAGUGGGUGUCUUGGUGAAGACAAAAGAGGCUGCUCAGAAACCCUAAACCAAAACCUUGCCAACCCUAUAAAGACCUUAUAA
This is a messenger RNA of Symbiodinium natans, 1332 nucleotides long. The record is from the annotation of a GenBank genome assembly. NCBI's taxonomy places the organism in Eukaryota, Dinophyceae, Suessiales, Symbiodiniaceae.